AUGGAUGAAUUUGGUGGACCCCGGUUUGAUGGUAUUGUAAAUACUAUAAGAAAGAAGAGGAGCCAAACUUCUCGCAGACCUAAACCUGAGUCACUGCCCUUCCCAGAAAGUGGUGAUCUGUCACCGUCAUCAUCGACACCGCCUUCGGAUGAUGUGAGCAAGGUGUCUAGUGAUGAGAAUACUGGAUGUGAUACAAAUUCUAAGAGGAAAGUGUUCAACCUUAAUCAGUGUGCUUCAAGGAGUUUUCCAAUUCCUAGAGCUGAAGGUGAAUAUCCCAGCAAAAAGAUUAAGAAUGAGGAUCGAGGAUCUGACAUGUUACAUACUAGUGUGGGUUUGGGAGAUGGAGUAGGAAAUGAGAACAGGUUAAAAAAGUUUAAACUUAAGGUUGGUGGUGUAACACAUACAAUUCAAACCAAAUCCAGUACUCCUAGUGUGUCAGGCAGUGGGUCUUCUACAAAGAGUGCUCGAUCUUCAGAUGCUCCUUGGCCAUGGCCAAAGCUGAUUCUCCAGGACAAUUUUGAUGAAGAUUCUCCAAUCCUAGAUAAGAAGAGUGGUUUGCAAGGAAUCCCAUGGAUGGAUUUCUCAAGAGCACGUUUUAGUCUUGGGAAGGAGGACUCAUUGAUGGGGAAGAUGUCUGGAAAGAAUGCCUCUGAAAGGCAAGGUGAGAAGUCAGAUCCUGUUCGUAAGAGCAAGAGGGUGCCCAAGAAGCGUCGCCUGGAUGGGGCUUUUGAGGAAGAUGAUGAGAUCCGAUACCUGGAGAAGCUUAGAACUUCAAAGGUUGCUUUAGUGUAUAAAGAUUUUGAGGAAGAAUCAAGCAAGAAACAAGUAAGUCUUUCUAGGGUUUCUAAGGGAGCUAAGUAUGAAAAUUUGGAAGAUUUUGGUUCUGUAAGGUCAGUUAAAGAUGGUAGGAAGUCCACAUCUGAAAGAGUUAUGGAGGACACGGAUUAUGAAGAGGACGAAGAAUUGUUGUCUGAUCGUGAGCCUGAAGGAAAGAAAAAGAAGAAGAAAGAAAUGGAUGAUCCCUCCGAUUCACCAACAGAAAAUAAGAAGGAAAUGGUUCUGACAACACGCCAACGAGCACUUAUGUCUAGCAAGGGUGCCUCUUCCAUAUCUGGUGUGAGCCGUAUUGAGUUCCCAAAUGGUUUACCCCCGGCUCCACCUCGAAAGCAAAAGGAGAAACUUUCGGAAGUGGAGCAUCAGCUGAAGAAAGUUGAAGCUGCUCAGAGACGUAGAAUGCAAAAUGAGAAGGCGGCUCGGGAAUCAGAGGCUGAGGCAAUUAGGAAAAUUCUAGGUCAAGAUUCCAGUAGGAAGAAGCGAGAAGAUAAAAUAAAGAAGCGCCAGGAAGAAUUGGCACAGGAGAAGGCUGCCAAUGCACAGAUGCUUGCAUCAAACACCAUUAGAUGGGUUAUGGGCCCUACUGGCACUGUGGUUACAUUCCCAAAAGAGAUGGGUUUGCCUCAAAUUUUUAACCCUAAACCUUGCAGUUAUCCUCCUCCGCGCGAAAAAUGUGUCGGACCAUCUUGUACCAACCCAUACAAGUACCGGGAUUCCAAGUCAAAGCUUCCUCUUUGCAGUCUCCAGUGCUACAAGGCAAUUCACGAAAAGAUGCAAGCCAAAACUGCCUCGCUUGAGCUAAAAACAGUUUAUCAUCGACAAUGCUUACUGUUGAUAAAACCACCGCACCUGGCUUGUUGGGAGUUGGCCAUCAAAUCAGCUAGUUCAGCACUCUCCUUCGGAUAUCGGGCUUCUAAGAUGAGAAUCAAACAAGUGCUUGUGCAAAAUAUACGUUUCGCUUGA
Molecule: messenger RNA, 1797 nt
Organism: Ilex paraguariensis (yerba mate)
Lineage: Eukaryota; Viridiplantae; Streptophyta; Magnoliopsida; Aquifoliales; Aquifoliaceae
Source: the annotation of a GenBank genome assembly